This is a messenger RNA of Notothenia coriiceps (black rockcod), 1428 nucleotides long. It is a transcript of the gene xpa, whose product is annotated as xeroderma pigmentosum, complementation group A. The transcript has 5 exons. Gene Ontology annotation, cellular component: nucleotide-excision repair factor 1 complex. Gene Ontology annotation, molecular function: damaged DNA binding. The coding region runs from base 107 to 934 and encodes 275 amino acids. The record is from RefSeq and is a predicted model, not a curated record. NCBI's taxonomy places the organism in Eukaryota, Metazoa, Chordata, Actinopteri, Perciformes, Nototheniidae. Gene Ontology annotation, biological process: base-excision repair; UV-damage excision repair; nucleotide-excision repair, DNA damage recognition.
ACAACCGGAAGCAUGCAACUUUAAAAACAGACUAACGCUGAAUUGAAUGUAACAAAACACGCCGUUUGUACAUCUCUAAAUGAUGAUCGCUGUUUGAGAGAACAGCAUGGAUCCGUCAGAGUCGGAGGGAGUGUGUGCACCGGGGCCCUCCUCUCCACACACUUCCAAACCCGAACUCUCUGCAGCGAUGCGGGCUAAGAUCGAGAGGAACCGACAGCAGGCGUUGAUGCUCCGGCAAGCCCGACUAGCGAGCCGCUCUUUGUCCGCCGUGGAGGGAGCAACGUCGGCCAAAGUCUCCAAGACCAUCGACUCUGGAGCCGGCUUCUUCAUCGAGGAGGAGGGUUACGGAGAAGAAGAGCAGAGGGUCAGGAAGGUUGUGCAUCAGCCAGCUCCAGUAAUAGAGCCAGACUACCUGCUGUGCGAUGACUGUCUAAAACCCUUUAUGGACUCAUACCUCAGCAACAGCUUUGACCUGUCUGUCUGUGACAAGUGCAGAGACAACGAGGAGAAGCAUAAGCUGAUCUCCAGAACUGAGGCGAAGAAGCAGUACCUGCUGAAGGACUGUGACCUCGACCAGAGAGAGCCUCCACUCAGGUUCACCCUGAAGAAAAACCCUCACAACCCAACCUGGGGAGACAUGAAGCUGUACCUCAAAGUACAGGUGGAGAAGAGAUGUAUGGAGGUGUGGGGCUCUGAGGAAGCCUUGGAGGAAGCUAAAGAGACGAGAGAAGAGAACAAAGAGGUGCAGAAGCAAAAGCGCUUCAACAAGAAAGUCAAAGAGCUGCGCCGGGCGGUGAGGAGCAGCAUGUGGACCAAAGACACCAGCGUCCACCAACAUCAGUACGGACCGGAGGAGGUAGUGGAUGAGGAGGAGGACCUCUACAAGAAAACCUGCACCACCUGCGGACAGGAACUCAGCUACGAGAAAAUGUAGACGCUCAAACACACAUAAACACAUACACACUGAUUGUUACGGGUAUUAUUUAUUAUUAAUAAAACACACAAGGAGCCACACAUUCAUUCUCUUGUGUGACACUAACAGGUCAGUGUCAGCAAUGGUUUCUUUUUUAAACAGCUGACCUUGCCUUGAACAAUUGUAUAUUUUUAGCAAAUUGCCUUUCUGGUUCACAGCCUAUUGCAACACUUCCUGUUUCUCUUGUGGAAUAUGGAGAUUUACUCUGGCAAUGUACCAACCAGGAAAGACACAAUAUUGAACUUGAAAAUACCGUCUUGGGUAAAAUAUUGAGUUUUGGAGACCUUGAUACAACUGGAGAAGAAAUUGAAUUUCGUUUUUCUGUGAUGUGUUCACUGUCAUGUCAAAAUUGAGCUUCACUCAAUAUCCUCUUUGUGGCUUUAUUCACCUUGCCCGUACUGGGUCACAGGUCAUGUUUUAUAUAUUUUUAAAAUAUAAUCAGUGUUCUCUCUCUA